This is a messenger RNA of Plectropomus leopardus (leopard coralgrouper), 5098 nucleotides long. RefSeq names its product interphotoreceptor matrix proteoglycan 2a (gene impg2a). Lineage: Eukaryota; Metazoa; Chordata; Actinopteri; Perciformes; Serranidae. The record is from RefSeq and is a predicted model, not a curated record. Gene Ontology annotation, molecular function: heparin binding; hyaluronic acid binding. Gene Ontology annotation, biological process: visual perception.
AUGUUAACCUCCGACUAUCUGUUGGUCCUUUUUGUGAUCAUAUUUUUGGACGUAGGGACAGAUGCAACACUGGAGGGUUCCUCCAUGGGUUACCUGAGUCUGCCUUAUAGUGACGAGCCUGUGGUGUUUCCACGGAUCGUUCAUGUAUCUGAUGUCAAAGUAGCUGAUGAAAGCCGUGCAGUUAUCUCACGACGGAAACGAAACAUCCUUUUCCCAAGUGGAGUCAAACUCUGUGCACAGGAGACAAUCGAGCAAGUCGUUGCAAACCACCUCAGCUACUUUCAUCUCAGAGUGUGCCAGGAGACCAUAUGGGAGGCUUUCAAGAUCUUCUGGGACCGCCUGCCAGAGCAAGAAGAGUACCAAAGCUGGAUGAGCCAGUGCCAGGAGGGCACCGUCACGGCACAAGAUAUUGGCAGCUACUUCAGCCAAUCGGAGGAGCAUCAGGCUCUGGUUAAAAAUAGAAUGUCAAUGCCUGGUUUGAAAAGUGAGCCCACCAGGUCCUGGCAGCACAUGUGCAGCACUCCAACACCAAGAGCUCCAGAUGUUGUUGAAGCUCCUGAGCUUGAAGAGGCAGCUAAAGAAGAGGAGGUGGAGGAGGCAGAAGAGGAAGUGGAGGAAGAAGCCGCCAUUGACCCAGAGGUGGAGGAGAGUCCACUGGACAAUGACAUUGCUGUGGAGCCUCCCACCCCCGCAGUGCUGGAGCAGGUGGUGGAGCUCAGCAUCCUCCUGACAGGGGAGACGUACAAUGACGACCUCGACAAUCCAGCCAGCCUCCAGCACCAAACGCUCAGCAGACAGCUUGCUGAAAAGAUCGAGGACGCUCUGCAGGGGCUUCCUGGAUUUAAGAGUGUGUCAGUGCUGGACUUCAGGCCCCAGAAGGACACCCAAGGGCUGGGUGGCGUGGUGGUGGACUAUGCUGUCACAGUGGUGGUGGACGGAGCCGGAGUGAGCAAUGAGCAAUUGGACUACCUGACGUUGCAGUCGAACCUGGUGGAGAACUCAUACCGGGAGGUCGUGGAGCUCCCGACGGUGGUGUACACCAUCAGUGAGGUGAAAAACUUCAUCACUGAAGCCCUGCACAACGACGCGCUGGAGAGCGUGUCUGAGGUCCCGGAGACUGUCAACGCUGCAGACGGAGCUGCGAUUAAUGCUGCCGAUGAGCCACCAGAGGUCACGAUCCUAGAGGAGGACACAGAGGAUGUCAGCAACGACAACAUCCAGCUUGAGUCCUCCGAAACCAACACAGUGUCAGCAGCAGAAAACGACAUCAUUGUUCUGGAGGAGAGCGUGGUUGUGUCACCUAAUCCUGUCCUGACCACGAUUGCACCUGAAGCUGGCAGCAUUGAGGAGGAGGGUCUGCUGCCAGGAGACAAUAUGCAGGCUCCUGCUGCAGAAAACCCCCCACCAGAGGAGCUCCCAGCGGAGCUUCCCCCUCCUGAGCUGCCAGAGGACGUCACACUUCCUGAACCACCAGUGGAGGUCGAGGCCUCUGGUUCGGAUGCAGAUAACCUGGAGGUCCUGCUCCAGCCGUCUACAAACACAGAAGAGGAGGCUUCUCCUGAGGAGACUGGAUCGGAGGAAGGGCUGAUAACAGAAGAUGUCCCUGUUAAUGCAGAUGCAAUCUCUGAAGCUGAUACUGAGGACGUUGAGGUUGCUGCAGUGGAAGAAGAACCUACAAGUGCAACAGUGGAAGAGGAGCACGUGGAUGAGGUUGUUGUGGAGGAGGCAGAGACUCCGGAGGAGCACGUGGAUGAGGUUGUUGUGGAGGAGGCAGAGACUCCGGAGGAGCACGUGGAUGAGGUUGUUGUGGACGAGGCAGAGACUUCGGAGGAGCACGUGGAUGAGGUUGUUGUGGACGAGGCAGAGACUCCGGAGGAGCAUGUGGAUGAGGUUGUUGUGGACGAGGCAGAGACUCCAGAGGAGCACGUGGAUGAGGUUGUAGUGAUCGAGGCAGAGAUCCCAGAGGAGCUUGAGAUCUCCACAAUUGCGACUGAGACCACAGAAGAAGAAGUCCUGCCUGCCCUGGUCCCUCCUUCUGAUGCUGUAGAAGUAGCAGUUGAAGCAUCAGAGCCGGACAUAACAGAAAUAGGUUUGCCUCCUGUUGAUGAAGACUCGGUGGAGGUCGCAGAAGAAGAGUCCAACCUCACAGAUGUUCUGUCUGCAGAUGAGGAAGUUAACACAGAGGAACCAGAAGACGUAGACAUCAACGUGGUGGUGACGUACCCUGAGGAACCUGCAUCUGAAGAGGACAGUGAGGGACAAGAGGUGAAGGAAACGCCUGAAGCUCCACCUGUAGAGGAAGAGGGUCCAGCAGCUCCAGAAAUCUCAGCAGAGGACCUCACAGAUGACGAGAUCUUACUGGUCAACGAAGAGGAACCAGAGCCACCAGUCACGGAUUCUCUGAUCCCUGCCCAACCGACUGCCCUGUCUCCAGAGAGGGAGUCACCUUUCACCCGCAUCGCUGACGUUGACCCUGCUCCUGAGGGGCAACCUGACAGCAUCGUCCCUUCACUGGUUGAGAUCCAGACCACUAAUGGAGGCUUAGAUGAUGCCACCAUCGGAGACCAGGACUACGAUGUGAUCCAUUAUGGUUAUGGUUUGACCAACCACACAGAGGAGGGCAGCACUGGUUUCCCGUUUGGUGUAGCGCACGGCACAGAUCAAGUCAGUCUCGCCAUGCCUGUGAACCCUGGACGAGCCCUGAUGGUGUUUUUCAGCUUGAGGGUGACCAACAUGAUCUUCUCAGACGACCUCUUUAACAAGAGCUCCCCAGAGUACAAAGCUUUGGAGCAACGCUUCAUAGAGCUGCUUGUGCCGUACCUGCAGUCCAACCUCAGCAACUUUGAGAACCUGGAGAUCCUGAACUUCAGGAAUGGGAGCAUUGUGGUCAACAGCCGCAUGAAAUUUGGCAAACCUGUGCCUCAAAGUGUCACCAGCACCGUGUAUCUGAUCCUGGAGGACUUCUGCAACACAGCCUACCAGACCAUGAACCUGGCCAUCGAUAAGUACUCACUGGAUGUUGAGUCAGGUGACAAGGCCGACCCCUGUAAGUUCCAGGCGUGUAACGAGUACGCGGAGUGUAAGGUGAACAAGUGGUCGGGCGAGGCGGAGUGUGUCUGUAAUGCUGGCUACUUCAGCGUGGACGGCCUGCCGUGUCAGAGUAUCUGUGAGCUACGCACCGACUUCUGCCUCAAUGACGGCAAGUGUGACAUCAUCCCCGGCCAGGGAGCCAUCUGCAGGUGUCGUGUCGGGGAGAACUGGUGGUACAGGGGGGAGCACUGUGAGGAGUACGUAUCUGAGCCGCUGGUGGUCGGCAUAGCGAUUGCCUCCGUCGCUGGAUUCCUAUUGGUGGCCUCGGGAGUUAUCUUCUUCCUUGCGAGGACUUUACGGGAUCAAUAUGACAAGGAUGAGUCAGAGGACCCCAUACGGCAUGCAGAAAGUCUCCCGUCUCUGGAGAGAGCGACUAAGUACAACCCCAUGUAUGAGAGCGAGGCCACCACCGGCUACAGCCACUACUACCGCCGCUACCCUGAAGCUCCUGUGUACAGCAGUGCCAGCGCCGAGGCCUCCACUGACUUCAGCAGCGAAGAGAUACGACACAUCUAUGAAAACAGUGAACUCACCAAGGAGGAAAUCCAAGACAGGAUACGCAUUAUUGAGCUCUACGCGAAGGACCGGCAGUUUGCAGACUUCGUACGGCAUCAUCAAGCCGUCGUUGAUACCCGCAGAGAGAGCUCCUCAGCGCAUACAUGAAUCUCUCCUGUGAACAAAAAGAAACAUGCCUCUAUAUUAAAAAAGUGAAGCUCCCUGUCAAGACUCUGGGCUCAUGGACUGCUUAAGACGGACUGUCUUUCAGCACGCUGCUCUUUAUCUUCUCGACCAAACGACCAACUCUGUCUCUCACUGAGGUGUUGACUGCUCUUCCUCCUUCUUUUCUUUGUGCCUUCUCUUGACUGAGUGAGCUGGUUGUGACAUCAAGUGUUUGCUGCUCAUCGACUGAAUGUCUCCCAUUUAGGGAAAACUGGACCGCAUCCUAAUACUUGAAAUAUUCAUCACAAUACUGUCUGCAGUAGUACUUUUGUUUAGUGGAAUAAUCGGAUUUGUGUCAUCAUGUCAUAUAUGUCCAUUCCUAAAGGGAAGAACUUAAAACUGUGAAUAUGUAUAUAGUACUACUGUUAGUUUGCUAGUUAGAAGGGACUCAUUAUGCUUUUCAUUGUUUUCUGUCACAUGUGUAUUCUUACAGUGUCGGAUGUUCAUAUUAAACGUGGCCAAAAUUUCGAGUAACGAGAUAAACGUAUGAAAACAGUGAGCAAAAACUAACUCUCACAGGAAUAACAUCAGGCUUCAGGCAAUGUUUCCAAUGUUUCUGUUUCCAGCAUUUUUUACUUUUAAGAAAAGCUGAUUUUUUUUUUUAUAUGGCCAUCUGCUCCGGGUACACUACUGCAAGUGGUUACAUUACAUAGCCUACACCGCUACGUAAUGUUUUUGCUAUAUGCUAAUUUCUCACAUGCUAACUUUUUCAUUUCUCCCUGGUUGUGAAGAUGUUCGUUUAGCAUUUUUUAUAGUACAAAGUGCUGCUAUAAUCUGUUACAGUUAUUCCCCAGAUGCAAACACAUAGCUACAUGUAGCUACAUGAUGUUGUUAAUUUCUCACCACUUUAGGAUAAUAUUCCAGUUAAACAUUUCAGGUUAUGCUUAGAAGCUUUAAGGGAUAAUUUCUCAGAGAAGAAAAUGCUGGGCUAAUCUUUUAUAGUCAUCUCCCGUCUGCAGGUACACUACUACAUGUAGCUACAUGCUAACAUCAGGAAAACAUGUAACUUUGGUUGCAGAUGUUGUACAUUUCUCCCCACAAUUAAGAAUCAUAUUCCUGCUGGAACUUUCCAUUUGUGUUUAAAAGCUUUUAUUUGUUAUUUUGAAAGGAGGAAAGUGCUGCUAAACACAGGCAUUACCCCACUGCAAGAACCUAAGAUUAUCAUGCUAACAUCAGGGAAACAGUUAAUUUUGGUUGCCGUUUUUUUUACUUUCUCCACAAUUUCAGAUCAUAGUCACCAACACGUUUGGUUGUGUUUAGAAGGUUUUAAUCAUGAUUUUUAAGGCGA